UUGUAGCCUAAAGGCGAGGUGUGUCCUCUCUAGAUAAGCUUAAAUGACAGGGAUUUCACUUCUCCUCUGAUCUCAGCUCACUUUCACGGAGCAUUUAGUCUUUAGAUGUCAUGAAAAGAACAUCGCGACCAUUUUACCGAACGUGUAAACCUACUCCGAAAACCCCGACAAUACCUAGAAAGCGUUGAAUAAUUCAUGAGCUCAGACAGCCAUAAAAACCGAAGAACGGAACGUUUAGAAAUCAAUUAGAACCUUGGACGAUACCGGUCAAGAAAAAAAAACAGCUUGAGAAAGAAGAGGGAAGAUGAACAGGUCGAAAAGUCUCGGAAAACUCAAGAAAAGGAUCGAAGAAGCUAAAAACAAGUGGGCCAAACUGACUAAAGUAGAAUUCAGUUACAAUGAAAGCGCUCGCUUGGCCACCGAUGCCUUUCUGGAUGAGGGUCCAGAAGCCUAUCGCAAAGUUCUCAAUGAAGAAGGAGAGGUAGACUUUCUUUCUGAAGCAGAAGUCAGGUAUAUAAAGGACAAUGUCAAGGAGCCUUAUUACGCCAGAGAGAACCAGAGCGACGGCGAUGGAGCGGAGUCGAAUGGAAACCAUUCAAUGAAGUCUGAAAGCUAUUAUCCCAUGAACUCAGAUAAAAGCGACCUCAAAACCCCACUGCAUAACUGGAGCAGCGAGGAAAAGCCCUAUCUGAAGGACAAGUCAAGUGCCACUGUCUACUUCCAAACCGAUAAAACCAACAACAUUCGGGAAAGUAUCAGGAGAAGCAUACACAGGACAACCCAGGUUUUGGCUAUAAUGAUGGACGAAUUCACAGAUCCCGAAAUAUUCUGUGAUAUUUUAGAAGCAGCUAAUAAAAGGAAUAUAUUUGUCUACCUGCUGCUUGAUGCCACCAAAAUCCAUCUGUUUAUGGAGAUGUGUGAAAAGCUUCAAGUCCGAGACAUCCACCUCAAGAAUAUUUGCGUGAGAAGUGUGUCUGGGGAAGUUUACUGUGCAAAAUCUGGCAAAAAGUUUUCUGGUCAAAUCCAUGAAAAAUUCAUCAUAUCUGACUGGAGAUGUGUUUUGUCCGGAACGUUCAGUUUCACGUGGCUGUCUGGGCAGGUGCAUAGAAGUUUUUUGUGCAAGUUUUCCGGACAGGUGGUGGAAUUGUUUGAUGAAGAAUUUAGACAUCUCUAUGGUUCAUCCAAACCAGUGAUGGGCUUAAAGUCUCCAGCACCCAUGGCUCCUGUAUUAAAACGAGAGGAUAGUGGUAUGAGCAUCAUGACAGACAGCAGUACCAGGGAAAGCAUGAACACCACCUCUGAACCCUUCAGCAGUUCUUCCACCACCAGCACCCCCCAGGUUUCCCAACGUCCCGCGUCCCCCGUGUCCCCCGUGUCUCCCACCUAUACCCCUCCUGUUCAGCAAUCACCUCUGCAAAGGAUGAACUCCUUCCACAGCUACUCAUCCCUGAGGACUCCUCCAUCUCCAACCACUUACCAGCCUAAUUAUUACCAAAGGAAUUACACGCCAGAGACCCCCACACUAUUCAAUAAGAAUGCUGACAUAUAUCGAUCCCUGAGGAACAGGCGUGAAGACUUUACCACCUCAAGAUUUACCCAAGGAUGGAGAUUAUACUCUAAACCAACCAUGACUUAAGAUCAAGACUAUUUGCCUCUUAUGGCAGGGACGGAUAAUGGGCUUCUGGUUGACUGUGAAAGGAGUUUUGAUCCAGAUGCAAUUUUGGCAGGCGUUGCAGCCAAAGCUGGAAUGUUGCAACUCAAGCACUUGUUAUAUACGCAGCAAAAUGCACACCGAGUGAAAUAAAAUAGACAUAGCACUGCUUAAAGAACAAUCAUUUAUGUAAAAUAUUUGUGCAUGUUCCGCUGUGACACCCAACCAGAACUACCUGUGUACCACUCAAGGGAGGUACCAUGUCAAUUCUGGUUCUUAAAUAGUUAACUCAAUGGACAAUACACCACAUCCUUUACUUUUUACUGAUUUCCAUAUGCUUAGUGUUUUUUCUUUAAUAUCCAUGUUAUGUUUGCAUAUGCUGGACAGCUAUCACUUUGAGGAAUAAGGUGGCCAAAACCAUCGGUUUAUAACACAUUGUUACAGUAGACUCUAAUCUGUUUGAAUUAAUAUAAAAGGUCCACAUUCUAGGGCUUAUUAUAUGGGUCAGUAUUGGUGAUUUUUAAACAUGAAUAAAAAUGAAUAAAAGUUACAAAACAAAAAUAAAACGUCUUCUUUACUAUUUUCACAAUAUUGUAAUGGUGUAAUAAGUUAAGUGGUGAGUAUACUAAAAUUGUGUAUAAUAAAAUUGCUAUGGAUCCA
Molecule: messenger RNA, 2311 nt
Organism: Spea bombifrons (plains spadefoot toad)
Lineage: Eukaryota; Metazoa; Chordata; Amphibia; Anura; Pelobatidae
Gene: SACK1A
Product: family with sequence similarity 83 member A
Exons: 5
Coding region: 305-1636 (443 amino acids)
Biological process (GO): epidermal growth factor receptor signaling pathway
Source: RefSeq, a predicted model, not a curated record